AUGGACAGUGUUUCCUCAGGCUCUUCUCUGCAGUUCCUUGCCAAACUACUUCAGGAUGCUAAGGAAGACGAUGAUGAUGAUGAUGAUGAAUGUCUCCCACACUGUUCUGUUAGCGCCAUGACUCCUGGUAGUAUUGGACCAGUAAAGAAAGAGACUACAGGUACUUUUCAAGUGAAAUCUGAAAACAGGAAAACUAUUUGGAAUACAGAGGAAGUUCCAGAAGGAUCUGAAUUUGAUGAUACCUGGGACCCUAGAGAACAGCCAGAGUAUCAGGUUUUAUUCAAACAGUGUGUGGGAACAGAGGAUGUCUUCUUUGGGAUGAGCGGGAAAGACCCCUCCACAGCCUGCUGUGAAGAUCUGGUGAUUAAAAUCAAGCUGCCAGAGACAAAGUCCACAGAGAUCACAUUAGAUAUUCAGGACAAGGUUCUUGACCUUCGAACUCCCAAAAAGAAGCUGCUGCUGCACCUCCCCUACACUGUUGACAGCAAGAAUGGUAAAGCUCUUUUUCUCUCUGAAGAGGAGACCUUGGAAGUCACCUUGAGAGUAUCAAGGAAGUUUGAUUUCAUAAAUUUUGUCUGA
Pterocles gutturalis (yellow-throated sandgrouse) is the source of this 579-nucleotide messenger RNA. It is a transcript of the gene DNAAF6, whose product is annotated as PIH1 domain containing 3. Bases 1 to 579 code for a protein of 192 amino acids. The transcript is spliced from 6 exons. Gene Ontology annotation, biological process: axonemal dynein complex assembly; flagellated sperm motility. Gene Ontology annotation, cellular component: cytoplasm. NCBI's taxonomy places the organism in Eukaryota, Metazoa, Chordata, Aves, Pterocliformes, Pteroclidae. Gene Ontology annotation, molecular function: dynein intermediate chain binding; protein-folding chaperone binding. The record is from RefSeq and is a predicted model, not a curated record.